CUGCGCAGUCUGCUCGACACCGGGGAAGAGAGAGGAGCCGGGCUGCGGUUAACACAGUAAAACAAAGCCUUUACAAUGGCGUUAUUGUGGAGCCUCGGCGCUCUGUUGGCGUCUUUGUGCGCCGCCACUGCCAUGACGGAUCCUGUUAUUGUAACAAUGCCAAGUGAGGUUGUGAAUGUCAAUGAAACAACUGUCCAGCUGUCCUGCAACCUGACAAACCCAACCUCUGCUGUUGCUGGAAGUCACUGGGAGAAAGACGGGAAGAAGAUUGAUAGUUCUGUGGACACCAAGCCAAAUACCUUCAUAGAAUACACGAUAAAGAAGGCAGACCUCCAAACUGGUGGAGUGUAUCACUGUGUGUUUCUCACCUCUCCACAAGUGAAUUCUUCAAUCGAAGUAAAAGUUCUUCCUCAUGUGAAAGCUUAUAAGCACUCUGAGCAAGGCAAUGAAAAUGACAAGGGGGUACUGACCUGCACAUGCCACAGUUACCCUUUACCCACUGACUGGCAGUGGUUCAAGGUUAUUGGGGAUAAGAAAACGCUCCUUGCUAAUGGAACUGAGAGAUAUGAAGUGAAGAGCACCCCUGAGAAGUCGAUCUUGUCUAUAAGCGAGCUAGAUAUAGAGAAGGACGCGGGGGACUACGAGUGUUUGGCCACCAAUGAAGUUGGCAGCGGCUCUGACAAGAUCCAGCUGCGCGUGCGCAGCCGCCUGGCAGCCCUGUGGCCCUUCCUGGGCAUCGUGGCGGAGGUCAUCAUCCUAGUCACUGUCAUCUUCAUCUAUGAGAAGAGGAGAAAGCCCGAUGACAUCGCCGACGAUGAUGACUCAGGAGCCGCCCCUCUAAAGAGCAAUGCAGCAGCUAACCAUAAGGACCAAAAUGUCAGGCAGAGAAAUUGCAACUGAAAACUGGGUGAAGAUGCCCUCAAGACUACUAUGGCAGAGAUCUUUCAAGCAGUUACUUUCCAGUGUAUCCUGCGAUUCAGUGAAGUAGUCCUUGCUGGUGGAUUUCUGUUUCUUUUUUUAUGUAUAUAUUUUGUCUGCCAGUGCUUUUUUUCUUCCCCCGCUACCUUGCACUGACAGGGAACAUAGGGUUAAUUUAACAAGCGGGCUUGUCUGUCUGCAUGAUUUUUAUAGGCUGUGGUGGUGGUGAAACUUUUCUAAUGUGUGAAAUGUGUAGUGUGUUUCUUUUUUUGUUUUGUUUUUUUUUUAAACCUGGCAAUGCCUGAAAUAAGGAUGGCUAUUUAAUGAUAAUGUAAUGAUUUGACUUGCUGUUAAAUUUUUGUAAAUAUUCAUACAAACGGAUAGGAUUUUCCAAGUUGUAAUGGUUUUGUAUGUGCAUUGGUAAUGCAGCUUCCGCUGCAAAUUGCUUGCUUUUCCUACAACCUUUAAUAUUUUCCAAUACAAAAUUAAAUAGGAUGCAUUGCAUAACCUUGAUAUACAUGCUUGCAUUUUGUAAGAUGUUAUGCUUUUUAUUGGCAGGUUGUAUGUAUAAAUGGGUUACUAUUGCAGUGGAUUUAAUUUAAAUAUCCUAUUUCUACCAGUCCCUGUAAGUGGGCCAUAUACAGAGGUAGCUUCUGGCUUACCCCUUUCUGUCCUUUUUAUAGUUCAGUCAGAUUAAACGUUUGGGGUGAGUUGCUAUUGCCAGAAUGCCCUUUAUGCUUUUUUUUUAAUUUAUUUUUUAAAUAGUCGCUAUAUGUGCCAUUUAAUAUUGUAACAAGCUCCAAGGUGUAGGAUUUGAUUGACAUUAAAUACAUGUUUUAAAUAGUGUGCGUAAACAAGUUAUAAAUUUGCCUGAAUUGACACAAGCUAACCGUGAAACCACCUUGUCUCCUCUUAACAACUUGCACAAAAUUUAAUAAACUUCCUUGAUUUUA
Molecule: messenger RNA, 1871 nt
Organism: Polyodon spathula (Mississippi paddlefish)
Lineage: Eukaryota; Metazoa; Chordata; Actinopteri; Acipenseriformes; Polyodontidae
Product: basigin-like
Exons: 8
Coding region: 76-900 (274 amino acids)
Source: RefSeq, a predicted model, not a curated record